UGUGGCGUGUUAUGACUGGCCGACACAAAGAGAUAACUCUAAACUUCAUGCUGACAGGGCAUACGAAAUUCUUGCCAGAUGGUGCCUUUGGGCAAAUUAAGCAGAGGCUAAAACUGACUAAAGUUGAGUGCAUCGCAGAUAUUGCUGCUGUCGUCAAUUCUUCUAGUGCGAUGAACAUAGCUCAGAUUGUGGCCGAAGAAGAUGGUUCAAAUGUUGCAGUAAAGCAUUAUGCCUGGAAUGAUUUCCUAAGCCAGUGGUUUAGAGAAGUUCCUGAUGUAGGAAGAUAUCAUCAUUUCCGCUUUAACGCAGAGAAGCCUGGCAUUAUUUCUGUGAGAGAAUUUGCGUCUUCACCAGAGCAGGAAAUUUGCAUCUUCAGACAGAAGAAGAAACGUGUCAACAUUGUUGACAAUGUACUUCCUGAUAUUAUGACACCACCGGGUUUGAGCAUGAAGCGCCAAAUAUACCUCAACCGUUUUAUACGUCCGUACGUUCGUCCUGAAAUUCAGGAUUUGGUGUGUCCUGAGCCUGAUGCGUCUUUGGAUGAUGAGGUCAGCGAUGACGAUGUUCCUGCUCUAGCUUAGCCACCUAAGAAAAAACUGAGAGGGAAGGCAAAGAAAUAAGUCACAUUUCUACAGCAAGUGAUGAGCAAAAAAACAAACACGAUUUUCCUCUUGUGGCCGAGACACCUAAUAAAAAACAGAUUGUGAAAGGCAAAGAAAUAGAUGAGCAAUCUUAAUAGAUUGUUGGUUCAAAAAAAA
Messenger RNA from Anneissia japonica, 758 nucleotides. RefSeq lists its product as uncharacterized. The transcript has a single exon. The coding region runs from base 12 to 581 and encodes 189 amino acids. The record is from RefSeq and is a predicted model, not a curated record. NCBI's taxonomy places the organism in Eukaryota, Metazoa, Echinodermata, Crinoidea, Comatulida, Comatulidae.